AUGACUACCAUCGAUUCCAUACCCAAGAGACUUACAGACAAAAAGCUCCUCGUCUUAAAUCCAAAUUCGUCCAAGUCUAUGACUGAAGGCCUGCAUACUCUACUGUCUACCAUAAACGAUCCUCCUCAGGUACAAAUCUCAUUUUACACAGCUCAUCUUCCAAGCCCCCCAUCUAUCAAUAACGAAGAAGAUGCCCUUCUCUCUACCGAAAUCGUCCUUUCAGACCUUACCUUGACUCUUGAUCAAUACGAUGCCAUUCUCGUAGCUUGUUAUAGUGUUCAUCCCCUGGUUACGGAGCUCAAGAAGAGAGUAAAACCAAACGUACACGUUGCGGGUAUUUUUGAGGCGAGUGUGAUGAUGUCGUUGGGGUUGUUGUCGCAGGGUAAUUUACAGAGAUUUGGCGGUAGUGAAAGUGAGAAGGAAGGUUUUGGGAUUGUGAGUACGGGAAAAUAUUGGGAGGAAGCUUUGGCGGAGGGUGUAAGGAAAUUCUUAGGAGUCAAAAAGGGAGAGAGAUGCGAUAGGUUCAAAGGAGUGGAGACUACAGGUCUCACAGCUGGUGAGCUUCAUAGUGUUGACCCCGAGAUUGUGAGGAUCAAAAUGAAGGAAGCAGUGAAAAGAUUGAUUGGAGGAAGAGAUUGUUUCGUUAUCUGUUUGGGAUGUGCGGGAAUGGCAGGUAUGGAUGAUAUGGUCAGGGAAGCACUCAUCGAAGAAUUGGGCCCAGAGGAUGCCAAAAAGAUAUAUAUUGUCGAUGGUGUUAAAGCUGGGGUUGUAUACCUGGAGGGUAAUCUGAAGGCAAUGCCUAAUGGAAGCGGUUGA
Messenger RNA from Sclerotinia borealis F-4128, 816 nucleotides. Lineage: Eukaryota; Fungi; Ascomycota; Leotiomycetes; Helotiales; Sclerotiniaceae. The record is from the annotation of a GenBank genome assembly.